AGCAACGCAUACUCAAGACAUAAAUAUAUUCAUCAUUUAAAUUACUUUUGAGUAUUUGCUGUCACGACUUAGUCGAUCUCGAAUUUGUGACACUACCACAAAUGAGUCACCCAUUGCGGUGGCUAUAAUGGUAGGGGCUGAGGCACUCUGUUUCCUUCGUUUUUAUCAAGCUAGCAGCAGCCAUGAGCAUGCUCAGGCUCCAAAAGCGCUUGGCGUCCAGCGUCUUGCGCUGUGGGAAGAAGAAAGUGUGGCUGGACCCCAACGAGACCAAUGAGAUCGCCAAUGCAAACUCUCGCCAGCAGAUCCGAAAACUGGUGAAGGAUGGAUUGAUCAUCAGAAAACCUGUGACGGUACAUUCUCGCGCUCGCUGCCGCAAGAACACGCUGGCACGCCGCAAGGGACGUCACAUGGGUUAUGGUAAGAGAAAGGGUACAGCUAAUGCUCGUAUGCCAGAUAAGACGGCUUGGCUGCGGCGCAUGAGAAUCCUGCGUCGUCUUCUUCGGCGCUACAGGGAGUCCAAGAAAAUUGACAGGCACAUGUACCAUAGCCUCUACCUGAAGGCCAAGGGUAAUGUCUUCAAAAACAAACGUAUCCUUAUGGAGCACAUCCACAAACUGAAGGCAGAUAAGGCUCGCAAAAAGCUUCUAGCUGACCAGGCUGAAGCGCGCCGCUCAAAGACAAAGGAAGCCCGCAAACGCAGAGAAGAACGUCUCCAGGCCAAAAAAGAAGAGAUCAUCAAGAAUUUGUCAAAAGAGGAGGAAACCGCAAAGAAGUGAAUCCAAACAAAUUUCGUUUUAUGAUUACUCUUUUGGUCGUUAAUAAAAUUGAAUAAAAGAC
Messenger RNA from Monopterus albus (swamp eel), 837 nucleotides. RefSeq names its product 60S ribosomal protein L19. Lineage: Eukaryota; Metazoa; Chordata; Actinopteri; Synbranchiformes; Synbranchidae. Gene Ontology annotation, cellular component: cytosolic large ribosomal subunit; ribosome. The transcript is spliced from 6 exons. Bases 183 to 776 code for a protein of 197 amino acids. The record is from RefSeq and is a predicted model, not a curated record. Gene Ontology annotation, biological process: translation. Gene Ontology annotation, molecular function: structural constituent of ribosome; RNA binding.